AUGCUCGACAAUAGCCAGAACGUUCUCGUUACGGGCGGAACGUUCAACCACGUUGAACAUCGGGGCAUGCCAGCGUUCCUGCAACUGCGCUCUGCGAUCGCUGAUGGCGCCAUGCAUGAUUCAGGCGAGCGUUUCGAUCCGCCCAAGUGUUACCCGGGCACUCGAGAGGUCAUCCUCAAGCAAUUUCUCGACUGGGUUAUCGAGCACGAUCGUGAAACCUUCUUGCGAUGGUUAUAUGACCCCGUCGGUGCUGGCAAGUCGGCGAUCCUACAAGAGAUCGCUGAGAUGUGCGCAAAGAGGAAGCUGCUCAUUGCGAGCUUCUUCUUUGCUCGGACGGCUUCAGUGCGCAACGACGAGAAGAGACUCAUCGCCGCCAUCGCCUACCAGCUUGCACAAUCGAUACCUGACACGUUACCCCUUAUUGAGAAGGCUAUUGAACGCGACCCUGCUGUGUUUUCCAGGUCUCUCGACUCGCAGAUCCUUCCUCCCACCAGACCCACCCUUUGA
Messenger RNA from Cyclocybe aegerita, 507 nucleotides. The record is from the annotation of a GenBank genome assembly. Lineage: Eukaryota; Fungi; Basidiomycota; Agaricomycetes; Agaricales; Hemipholiotaceae.